Messenger RNA from Elgaria multicarinata webbii, 1582 nucleotides. It is a transcript of the gene EGLN2, whose product is annotated as egl-9 family hypoxia inducible factor 2. The record is from RefSeq and is a predicted model, not a curated record. The transcript is spliced from 5 exons. Gene Ontology annotation, cellular component: cytoplasm; nucleus. Gene Ontology annotation, biological process: cellular response to hypoxia; peptidyl-proline hydroxylation to 4-hydroxy-L-proline. Lineage: Eukaryota; Metazoa; Chordata; Lepidosauria; Squamata; Anguidae. Bases 40 to 1023 code for a protein of 327 amino acids. Gene Ontology annotation, molecular function: L-ascorbic acid binding; ferrous iron binding; peptidyl-proline 4-dioxygenase activity.
CAUGGCGACGGCCCGCGCCCCCGGCCCGCGGGAGCUGACAUGGAGGACUCGGGCCCGGCGCCCCCGGUAGCCGGCUUCCCCCGCCCGAGCAUGGGCCGCGAGAGCCAGGCCAAGGAGGGCCGCCUCCGGGAGGGCGAGGGCGCCGCCGUGGGGGGGCUGCUGCUGCUGGCGGCGCUCCACGGGCGGCCCCGCGAGCCCAAGCGGCACAGGCCGGAGGGCGAAGGGGGCGAAGGGGGCCCCGCCAAGCGGCCACACAGCAGGCAGCAGCAGCAGCAGCAGCAGCAGCGGGAGGCCGCCCCGGAGCGGCGCGUGCCCGUCGGCCGGCUGGCGCGGGACUACGUGGUGCCCUGCCUGAACUGCUACGGCAUCUGCGUGAAGGACGCCUUCCUGGGCGAGCCCCUGGGCGCCCGCAUCCUGGGCGAGGCGGAGGCGCUCAACCGUGGGGGCAAGUUCCGCGAUGGGCAGCUGGUGAGCGGCCCCAGGACGGUGCCCGCCCGCAGCAUCCGCGGGGACCAGAUCGCCUGGGUGGAGGGCCGGGAGCCCGGCUGCCAGGCCAUCGGCGCCCUCAUGGCCCGCGUCGACGAGCUCAUCCUGCACUGCGCCGGGAAGCUGGGCGGCUACGACAUCAACGGCCGGACCAAGGCCAUGGUGGCAUGUUACCCUGGCAACGGCAUGGGUUAUGUGCGGCACGUGGACAACCCUCAUGGAGACGGGCGCUGCGUCACGUGCAUUUAUUACCUCAACCGGCAGUGGGAUAGCAAGGUUCACGGUGGCAUCCUGCAAAUCUAUCCAGAGGGCCGUUCGGUCGUUGCAAACAUCGAACCAAUCUUUGACCGGCUGCUCAUCUUCUGGUCUGACCGGCGCAACCCGCAUGAGGUGAAACCAGCCUACGCUACAAGGUACGCCAUCACGGUCUGGUAUUUUGAUGCAAAGGAGCGGGCAGAAGCCAGAGGGAAACACCAGCUAGCGUCUGCUCAGAAGGAAGGACCCUCGCCCGGCACGCAGACCCACGGCCCCACUUGACAGACAGCUGGAUGUUGCCGUGGAAACCUGACAGCCAAAGACCUUUCCUCUCUCUUUGGCCAUUUCAAGCUGCCUGCUGCCGCCGCCGCCGCCACCGCCUCUGCCUGCUGCCGCUCGCCCCCAGCCCUGGCCGGAUGCAGCUGGAGGCUCCCUGGUCACAGCCCAGGAGGACAGGAGGGUUGUCGAGUGAGCGAGCGGCUGGUGGCCCUAGAAGGAAGGGGGCGCACAGUGUGCGUGCGUGUGUGUGUGUGUGUGUAGUUGUGUGAACAAAUGCGCCUGGAGGAGCACCCCUUCCCCCCCUUCAUCGGGGUUCCUUUUGCAUCACUUCUGCCGAGCGAGCGAGUGGGGAGCCCCCAGCGCGUGAGGGGCCCUUCUUCCGCCUGCGGGGACCGUUCUGUUCCCUCCAGUGCUGCUGUGAUCGCUUGGUCCUGCUCAUCUUCACCCAUCCAUGAAUCAAGUGAGAGCAGUUGAAUGAGGGAGCGAGACGGGCCAGCAAGGAAGAGAGAAGAAGAAGAGGAGGAGGAGGAGGAGGAGGAGGAGGAGGAGGCGGCAGUGGCGA